Messenger RNA from Microthlaspi erraticum, 999 nucleotides. The record is from the annotation of a GenBank genome assembly. Lineage: Eukaryota; Viridiplantae; Streptophyta; Magnoliopsida; Brassicales; Brassicaceae.
AUGGAGUUCUUAACAAGAUUUUUAGGUUUCAUGUCACUCUUCACCAGUUUGGUUUCUGGAUUUACUUUGCAAAAUCUUCCUCUUAUACAGUUCGACGAAGGUUACACACAGCUAUUCGGUGACCAGAAUCUGAUUGUCCACAGAGACGGAAAAUCUGUCCGGUUAACGCUUGAUGAGAGAACCGGUUCUGGAUUUGUCUCAAAUGAUAUCUACUUGCAUGGCUUCUUCAGUUCUUCAAUCAAAUUGCCAGCAGAUUACUCUGCUGGAGUUGUUAUCGCCUUCUAUUUGUCAAAUGGGGACAUGUAUGAGAAGAAUCAUGACGAGAUUGAUUUCGAGUUUUUGGGGAAUAUUAGAGGCAAAGAAUGGAGGAUUCAGACGAAUAUAUACGGCAAUGGAAGCACACAUUUGGGCAGAGAAGAAAGAUACAAUCUUUGGUUCGAUCCAACAGAGGAUUUCCAUCAAUACAGUAUCCUCUGGUCUCCUUCUCACAUCAUAUUUUUUGUGGACAAUGUUCCGAUCAGAGAAGUCAAACGCACGGCGUCAAUGGGCGGUGACUUCCCGGCGAAGCCAAUGUCUCUUUACGCAACCAUAUGGGAUGGCUCCAAAUGGGCAACCAACGGUGGCAAGUACGGUGUAAAUUACAAAUAUGCCCCUUACGUAGCUCAAUUCACCGAUAUGAUCCUCCACGGCUGCGCCAUCGACCCAACCGAGAAGUCUCCGAGCUGCGAAGACAGAGCGGUCGAGGAUCUCCGAGUUGCGUCGGAGAUAACUGAGACUCAGAGGAGCAAGAUGGAGAGUUUCCGGCGGAAACACAUGACUUACUCGUAUUGUUACGACCAUAUGAGGUACAAGGUGGUUUUGUCGGAAUGUGUGGUGAAUCCAGGAGAGGCUCAACGUCUCAGGGUCUAUGACCCGGUAACGUUCGGUGGGAUUCCUCACAGCCACCAUCAUGGGAAGCACCGGAGCAAGAUCCGGAUCGCCGGAACUCAGUCAAUAUGA